UCUUAGCCUUUAUCAUCGUGCUAUCACGAUACAUUAAAAAUAGUGUUGAGGAAACAAUCCAUUAACAAAUGAACUAAUAGUUAAAUGGUGUGCCGAAGCAGCUCAGCAGUUGACACCUCUAUUGUCCCAUAUGUCUAGGCAGAUUGCUUUCUAUUUUUUUUUCAACGUCCAAUGUCGGCAUCUGAUGUUAUAAAAUGACGACAAACAGCUACAAAAAUGCCCCAAUCCAAUUAACCAUUUCAUACGAGGAACCAUACUAGGAAAAAGAUCAUUAAGUAAAAUUCUUAUAGCUAGCUGCCCUCCCUCUGUGUUUUGAUCGUCUUGUUCUUGGUGUAUAUUCAUUAUUUAGCUAACCGGCCAUGGCUGCUAUUAAAGGGCCCGUUCUAGUUUUUGUAUUAGCCAUGGCCUUUGGCUGCGUUGUUUGCUAUGAUCGUCCCGUUGCUCGCAAGGACGUUUCCAUCCCUCAACCAAAAGAGCUUUCCCCAACUUCUCCUCAACAGGUGCAUGCAUCUGUUGUUGGUGCUGAUAAAAUGAGGAUAUCUUGGAUUACCGAAGGCUCAGCUCCAGCAAUAGUAGAAUACGAUACAUCUCCAGGGUCAUAUUCAAAAUCUGCAACUGGAAGUACAUCUUCCUAUCGUUACCUUACGUAUAAAUCUGGUAAAAUUCAUGAUGUUGUCAUUGGUCCAUUGAAUCCGAACACGGUUUAUUACUAUCGUUGCAGCUCGGAUUCAACCCGUGAAUUCAGUCUCAAAACCCCUCCAGCUCUUCUUCCAAUUAAAUUCGCUAUCGUAGGUGAUCUUGGACAGACAGGAUGGACAAACACAACACUCGAACACAUAAGACAAUCGAAUUACGACAUGUUGUUGCUGCCAGGGGACUUGUCGUAUGCUGAUUUUAUACAACCUCUUUGGGAUUCAUUUGGCCGCUUGGUCGAGCCACUGGCUAGCCAACGACCCUGGAUGGUCACACAAGGGAACCACGAACUAGAAAGGAUCCCUGUCAUCCAUUCUACACCCUUCACAUCCUACAAUGCAAGAUGGCACAUGCCAUUCGAGGAAAGCGGUUCCAGUUCCAACUUGUAUUAUUCCUUUGAUGUUACGGGGGUCCAUGUUAUCAUGCUGGGCUCUUACACUGAUUUUGAUCCUGCUUCGGAUCAAUUCAAGUGGCUACAAGAUGAUUUGGGGAAGAUUGACAGGGGAAAAACUCCAUGGAUAAUGGCGAUUAUCCAUGCACCCUGGUACAACACCAAUACCGCUCACCAAGGGGAGCCUGAAUCAACUCUUAUGAAGAAGUUCAUGGAAGAAUUACUUUAUAAAGCUCGUGUCGAUUUUGUAUUUGCUGGGCAUGUACAUGCUUAUGAACGCUUUACUCGUGUUUACGAUGGAAACGUUGAUAAUUGCGCUCCGGUGCACAUCACAAUUGGGGACGGUGGCAACCGAGAAGGGCUAGCUAGCAAGUACAUGUAUCCGACACCUGAAAUGUCAAUAUUCAGGGAAGCCAGCUUCGGGCACGGACAACUUGAGGUGUUCAACGCAACCCAUGCUCUCUGGACAUGGCAUAGGAACGACGAUGAUGUUUCAGUUGUUGCAGACACAGUUUGGUUUACAAGCCUCUCAUCCGAUCCCGCUUGUAAACUGUAAAGCGUAUUUGUAUCUUAGAAACUUAAAAUUGAUUCAAUGAUACAAUUGGAAAAAAGAAAGAAAAUGUAGAACCGUAGGACAAUGUAAUAAAAAGAAGAGGUC
Molecule: messenger RNA, 1742 nt
Organism: Durio zibethinus
Lineage: Eukaryota; Viridiplantae; Streptophyta; Magnoliopsida; Malvales; Malvaceae
Product: putative purple acid phosphatase 20
Molecular function (GO): acid phosphatase activity; metal ion binding
Source: RefSeq, a predicted model, not a curated record